Messenger RNA from Tribolium castaneum (red flour beetle), 2374 nucleotides. RefSeq names its product Golgin 104 (gene Golgin104). Gene Ontology annotation, biological process: vesicle cytoskeletal trafficking. Gene Ontology annotation, cellular component: trans-Golgi network. NCBI's taxonomy places the organism in Eukaryota, Metazoa, Arthropoda, Insecta, Coleoptera, Tenebrionidae. The coding region runs from base 335 to 2287 and encodes 650 amino acids. The transcript is spliced from 6 exons. The record is from RefSeq and is a predicted model, not a curated record. Gene Ontology annotation, molecular function: small GTPase binding.
GUAACUUGAUGAAUUGAUAAUUUAGCGAAUUAUCGCAUUUAAAAAAAACACUUUGAAGCCCAGAUUAUUGAUUUGAGUCCUUGCAAUCGUAAAACAGUGACAAAGUUGUAAUUAAAGGCGUCGUAAUUUAAUAAUUGGGGCCGCAAGGCCGGGCGUUUGGGCGUAGCUUUAGCCACAACUUGUCGACGUCAGUGGCAUGUAAUGUUGGUUGUCUAGUUGUGUUGGUAAAUCGAAGUGUUAAAUAUGUUUAAUUAGAAUAUUAUUACAAAUUCUAUUGAUCGGGAACAAUUUAAACAGUUUAAAAUGUGAUUUUGGUCAUAAUUCUAAACUUACAAUGAGUGAUAAGUCUCCGGAGACCUCACUCAUGUCAGAAGGUGGCCCCAAUGUGGGCCCUCAAGGGGGUCCAAAUGAAGCUAAAGACCCACCGGACGCUGUUGACAUCAACGAGAAUCAAUCAAUCGAAAUCACAAACAAGGUAUUAGAACAGGCUGAAGAAAUCGCACAGCUGACCCAGAAAUUGUCUCUCGUGGAGUCCAAACUAGACCUAGCAAGCAAGCAGAAAGAAUUGGCCCAGAAGGAGAAGGAAGCAAUGGUGAUCAAGUAUGCCGUUAGUGAGAAGAACUUGCUUGAUAUGAAGCACCAGAAGGAGCAAAUCGAGAAAAAAUACAAAGAGCAAGUCAACGAGAAUGAAAUAAUCCAGCACAAGGUCCAAGUGAUGGGCUCAGAGAAGUCCCGAAUUUGCCAAAUGCUCGAUAACAAGUGUUACGAGUUCAGGGGCUGCCAACAGGAGCUGGAGCAAGCCAAGGCCGACUUGAGCGCCCUGGAGACGAAGCUCAAGUGGUCCCAAAACAGCCUCAAGACGGAGGUCCAGCUCCACAAAGAAACCCAGAGCCGUCUUGACGAAAUGACAAAAAAAUGCCAGGACGCCUCCGAUCAGAUAGAACAGGCGAAAAAAGACGCGCAAGAAUCGAUCAAAUCGUUUCACAGCUCCCAGGACAACCGAGCUCACGUCCUUGACCAACAACUGAAGGAGCUCCAAGCUGCUCUGAUCCUCCUCAAGCACGAGAAAGAAGACAAGGAGCAACAAAUCAAAUCCCUCCACUCCCAGCUGGAGAAGCUCCAAACGAAGCAGAAAGACAUGCUGCAGGAGAACAACGCUCUCUCCCUCAAAGUGCAGCACUUGGAGCGCGAUCGCCUGGAAAGCGAGCAGAAACUGAGCGAUUUCAAGGCCUGUGCCGACCAGCAGCGCCAAGACUGCGCCGACUUACAAGCAAAAACGGCCCUCUUAGACCAAUUAAAACUACAGUUAAAGAACGAACAAGAGCAGAAUAAAGCUUGUAACGAGCAAAUCAGUCUUUUAAAGCAGCGCAACGCCGAGCUCGAGGCCGAUAUCCUGGCUUGUAGAGAGCGCGAGGCUGAACUGUUGCUCUUCACGCAACAGUUGACCGAGAAGAAUGUGCGAUUACAGUCGGAGUUUACGGCGCUGGAGACCAAAGUCCAGCAGUUGAGUUGCGAGCAAACGAUACUCAAGCGCUCGCUGAAGGAGCAAGAGACGAAAAAUGCGGUGGUUUCGGCGCAAAUGACCGCAGAAAGGGCCAAAUUGAGUGCGGAAGUGGAGGGGUUGAGGGUGGAGUUGGACGAGAGUCGGGGUUUGUGCGAGAGGUUGAAGCAGGAGGUGGGGGAUCAUAAGGGCGAAAAUAAGUUGCUGAAGCGGAAGUGCGAGUUGUCGCUGAAGGAGGUGCAGAAGGAGUUGCAACAGUGUCGGAAAAGGCUGGAACAGUACGAGGUGGAGAACCAGAGUAGUAGUAGCUCGAAUUCGUCGCUUAGUGUGGGGUCGCCGGCCAACGAGCAAGUUAAGGUUAUCCAACUUGACCCCGGCCUGGACCGGCAAACCCUCAUCGAGCACAUAGUCAAACUGCAACGAAUCAGUGCGCGAAAAUCGGAAAAGCUCGAUUUUUUGGAAGAACACGUCAACACUCUAGUUUUAGAAUUGCAAAAAAAAUCGCGUCUUUUACAAAGUUACAUUCUAAGAGACCAGUCAGGGACUCUAACUUCUAACACUAUGGAUAACAAUAAAGCGAACAUCGCCAAAUUGAACGGUGUUAUGGCAUCGGUGUAUAGCUCGCGUGUAGCUGAUGAUAAACUCACGCUGGAGUUGUCGCUCGACAUCAAUCGGAAGCUACAAGCUGUACUCGAGGAUGCCUUGCUUAAAAAUAUUACUUUGAAGGACAAUGUGGACACGUUGGGGCAGGAAAUCGACCGCUUAAAUAAAUUGUUGAAGACGUAAUGCGGUCGCACCUUGUACAUAAAUCAAGUAUUAAAUUUAUUAAAUAUUUAUUGUAUGUUCAAAAAAUAUAACUCAUAAGCGCAGUCA